CCUUUUUCUCUCUCUCUAAAUCCAUCAUCGAUCUCUCUCUCUCUCUCAUGCUCCUUCCACCCACAGUCACACACUCCUCGAUCCCCCCGAAUUUCCAGAUUAUUCGCCUCCCAAUCUUCCAAUUAUCCUUAUUCCAACCUUUUUUCUCGAAUCGCAACGCUUAAUUUUGCUUCAAUUUUUUUUGUUGUUGUAUGAUUACCCGCGUCUGGUUAACUGAUGCCGAUGGAUUGAAUUUCUUCCGAUUGAUCGAUCAUUUCUAUUAAUUAGGGUUUCCGAUUCGUGUAUUUUUCUCCCCAAUUAUUCGGUAUCUCAGUGGGUAUUGUUAAUUGUUAACUGUUGUUGUUGAUUGUUGAUCGAGAUGAAGAUCGAGGAGCUGGAUGAUUCUUCUGCGGCGGAGAGUGUUUACGAGAGCAGGCGCUGCGUUGACUCUGCUGAUAAGGAAAGAAGGAUGGUCGCCGUUCGGGUUGAUGCGAAGAGGGCUUUAGUCGGAGCCGGGGCUCGGAUCCUGUUCUACCCGACCCUUUUUUACAACGUUUUCCGGAACAAGAUUCAGGCUGAGUUCCGAUGGUGGGAUCAAAUCGAACAGUUUCUUCUGUUGGGAGCUGUUCCGUUUCCAAAGGAUGUACCUCGGUUGAAGCAGCUUGGAGUUGGUGGUGUAAUUACUCUAAACGAGCCUUAUGAAACACUCGUGCCCACAUCGUUGUACUAUGCACAUGGGAUCGACCAUCUCGUUAUUCCUACUAGGGAUUAUCUCUUUGCUCCUUCAUUUGGGGAUAUCAACCGAGCUGUGGAUUUUAUUCACAGAAACGCUUGUAACGGCCAAACAACAUACGUCCACUGCAAAGCAGGGAGAGGAAGGAGCACUACCGUUGUUCUUUGUUAUCUGGUGGAAUACAAGCAUAUGAGCCCUGCUGAUGCAUUCGAGUACGUUCGAUCAAUAAGACCGAGAGUGCUAUUGGCUCCAUCACAAUGGAAGGCCGUUCAAGAAUAUAAGCAGCAGAGAAUGGCUUCGAAAGUAGUAUGUACAUCUGGAGACGCUGUGUUAAUUACGAAAGCCGAUCUCGAAGGAUACCACAGCCCAAGUGCCGGUAAGGAGCUGAAAAUUGUUCCGAGAAUGACGAGGACGAGUCCUAUGAUGGCUAGAUUGUCGUGUCUCUUUGCUUCUCUUAAAGUUUCGGGUAACUGUGGAACUACUACAAUGAGGCAGCUAACCGAUGCUCGUGCUUGCUAAUUCUCGAGAAUUGUCUGCGCGGUGAUAAUAAGCUUGUGCUUGUACAGAGAGAACGAAUGCACCCCACCGCAAGGUAAAAAAAGCAAGUGUUGAGAAAUUUUCUAGUCUUUGUGUUGUAUGGGUAAAUGAAGAAUAAAGAAGCAAAAAAAAAGACAUAAAUGACCUUGAGGGCUACUCAAGAUUGUAUGUAGUAUGGUGUUAUAUAUAUAAGCUGUAGUUCUAUCUGUAUAUCAGUAUAUGUAUUUUGCUUGAAAUUUUUCUUUUCAUA
This is a messenger RNA of Erythranthe guttata (spotted monkey flower), 1499 nucleotides long. Its product is annotated as phosphatidylglycerophosphate phosphatase PTPMT2. Gene Ontology annotation, molecular function: phosphoprotein phosphatase activity. NCBI's taxonomy places the organism in Eukaryota, Viridiplantae, Streptophyta, Magnoliopsida, Lamiales, Phrymaceae. Gene Ontology annotation, biological process: protein dephosphorylation. The record is from RefSeq and is a predicted model, not a curated record.